GGGGGUAUGAUAAACAGCUGCGAGGGGAGGACGGUGUGCACUGCAGCAUCAGACUGGCAUCUCUUGUUCUGUGGUGGAGAUUUUUUUGUGCUCCUCGAGGUCGCACACAUGCACGUAUUUCACACCCAGCAGCAGCAGCAAGCUGCGUUCUGCACACACCGAUGGAUUACUGCUACUUUAAGGACGGGCUCGCCGCCUGCUGAGGGAGAAAAGAUGCUGAUUUAAGAAGAACCGGAGCGCUCUUUGUUUUGGGAGUAGAAGACGGGACGAGCAACUUCAGGAUUAAAACAGAGACUCGGGCGACAGGAUGACGGCCGCAUUGAGCUGAAACCGCCCCCUCCUGCUCCCUCCCUCCUCCAGUCUAAACAUGAACUCUUCCUCCAAUGCGAACCAAAGCGGCUCUCCCCCGUUCUGCCUGCUGGGCGCCGUGGGUUACUCCCGCAGCCUGGACACCUGCGUGCUGGAGGUGGUCGUCAUCCUCUUCCUCACCGUGCUCAUCAUUGCCGGCAACCUGGUGGUGAUCUUCGUCUUCCACUGCGCCCCACUGCUGCACCACCACACCACCAGCCACUUCAUCCAGACCAUGGCCUACGCCGACCUGCUGGUAGGCGUCAGCUGCCUGGUGCCCUCGCUGUCCCUCCUCCACUACCUCCGUGGCCUGAAUGAGGAGCUCACCUGCAAGGCGUUUGGCUACAUGGUCUCUGUGCUGAAGAGCGUCUCUAUGGCGUCACUGGCGUGCAUCAGCGUGGACCGCUACAUUGCCAUCACACGCCCUCUGUCGUAUGCCACGCUGGUGACGCCGUGCCGGCUGAGGGUGUGCAUCGUUCUUAUCUGGGUUUACUCUGCUUUGAUCUUCCUGCCAUCCUUUUUCGGCUGGGGGAAGCCAGGUUACCAUGGGGACAUAUUUCAAUGGUGUGCAGACUUGUGGAAAACCAACCCGGGGUUCAGCACCUUCAUCGUGGCGCUGCUUUAUGCACCAGCGGCGCUCACCGUCUGCUUCACCUACGGGAGUAUAUUUCGGAUCUGCCGGCAGCACACGAGGGAGAUCACCCAGCGCCAUGCCCGCUUCAGCUCGCAAACGGAGGGCGAUAAAGGCGAGCGCGGGGAUCGUUGCGACGGCUGCACGGACAAACGCUACGCCAUGGUGCUGUUCCGCAUCACCAGCGUCUUCUACAUGCUGUGGAUGCCGUACAUCCUCUACUUCCUCCUGGAGAGCGCUGGGCUGUAUCACCACAAAGUGGCUUCCUUCCUCACGACGUGGUUGGCGAUUAGCAACAGCUUCUGUAACUGUGUCAUCUACAGCCUCUCCAACAGCGUCUUCCGGAAGGGCCUCGGCCGCCUCUUCAGCCCGCUGUUUCCUGCCUGCCUCAGCUGCGUGGACGCGAAGAAGGCUCCGGCUCCUGUUGUCCCGCGACCAGACCCCCGAUGCCAAGUAUGAGCCCUGACGAUGACGGAUUCGGUUCGGUCACUUUGGAGGCAUCGGCCCUCUGUGGUUGUGCUGCGCAGCAUGACACAGGUCUUUUUGGUCCCACAGUGAGAUGUGGCGAGGACCUGCACAGAGCCCGGAGAGGUGCCUGUGCAGAUGCCUGUCGGUUGUCUCAAAGGCUGAUUUUACGGAGGCUGUGAAGCUUUCUUGAAUGCUCCUCAGUGUGAUGCUGCUCUUUAUCACAAGCUGACGACACAGAGUUAAGAAGUUUGAUCCUGAUGACGGAAGCGGACUGUCGGAAUACGAUUCAUGUGUCACUUCAGAGGAUUUAAUAAACACUCCUGCCUGCACUGACUCCCCAACUCAGAACCCAGAUGCAAAAAAAAAAAAAGGAAAGCACAGUGCGACUUGUGUUGUGUGAUCCACUGAAAUGCAAAAAAUAAUUUCAAUCUUUUCAAGCCUGACUGAACAAUCUGCAAAUUAUCUUGGUUCUUUCAGGGUAGAAUUAGGUGAUGCAAAAAAAAAAAAAUGUUAACACUUGAAACAGACUGCUGAUCUGUUUCCCUUAGGGAACUUCAGAUGCUAAUGAGUGUCUGAAAAAUCAUCCAUCUGAUAAUCAGCCUGUGUGAGAGUGGAAAAUGUGUAUCUGAUGGACGUUGAGCUCAUUUCUCAGAGAGAAGAUUGAGGUUUCUUUCUGUGCUUGUGUGUGUUUUAGCUGGGUGUUAGUGGGAAGCUCCAAGUAUGUUUACACAGUCUCGGGUUUCACAUGAAAUAGUUGAUUUAAGAAUUAGCUUUACUUUCUAAGAUGGCCGCUGACCCGGGAUGUUUUCCUGCCAGCAGACGGCGGCGUAUCCUCGUCAGAGACAAUAAAUCAUAUUUAUUUGGAGGGUUGUAUUCUGUGUUUCCUCCUCAGGUUUAUCAGCAAGUUCUUUGUUAAGCCUCCGGGCUGUUUGCCUUUUGUUCUCAGCUGUACACGACUCUUAAAUCACAAGCCACGUAGCGUCUUAAGAUAAUCACCUCUUGACAUGUCGAGUGUUGAUAAUGAAUCUACUGUCUGCCUCCAUGCAAAGACUAACUUCACUGUAGUCUGUUACUUUAUUGCUCAUAUCUGUGUUUCAACCCUCUGGCAGCUGAUCGCUGUUCAGAUCAGUGUGAAGUGGAGAGAAGUGUUAUCGCCGUGCAUCACGAGCCCGACCUCACAGUGUAAGAGGGUCAGAGCACUUUCUCUGACAGCCAGUGACCGUGUGUGACUUCAUGUAAAUACACUUCAGAGUUUAAAUAUUUAAACAGCGGCUAACUGGGCCCUUUGGGGGCCCCUGAUGUACAAAGUAGAUCUCAAGGGUUAGAGAUGAUUUUGUGGAUGAAGUGUUUAUGUUUUAUAAGAUAAUUUAUUUGUCACAGCCAAGAGGUCUGACAUGCUGCACUCGAGAUUCAACCUGUUUUUUUGUAAUGAUGAGAAGUUUCUUUAUAACCUGCAGGAAGGUUUAAAAUGUGGAGUUUGGAGUUAAAGUCACAAUGAAAUGUGUUUUUCAGGGCGUCUUGCUCCUGAAUUUGACGUAGUUGUGGUCGAAAAGGACAAGAAAACAAACAAACAAAAUUAACGAGACGAUCGUUCAGAAAGAAAACUCAAUAACACGCUCUAGCUAAAAGUAAAUGGACACCAGAGACCACAUACGUUUAAAGACAUUCUGUCAUUUUGGGCUCUUUUACAUCCAGUGAUUGUAAAUUUCAAUGCAAAGCAUACACUGGUAUAACAGGCAAAACACAGCAGUUGACCACAAUAUAAUUUUUUUACCAUCUAAAAAACAUUAUGCCAUAGAAAUGUAUAUUUCCCAUGACAGCUGCAUGCAGAAACUUCCAGUAAAUUUGAAAACUGAACCGAAAACCAAACAGUUGCUCCACUCUGGUGUUGUAAUUUACUGUGUGCUUUAUUUAUUUAUUGGUUUAUCAAAAGGUAUACUAGGCCAGAACUAUUGGUUACUGUGUGUAAAAGUAAAAGCUAACCCCGGAUUUAUUCUCAGUCUGAAACUAGUUCUGUCCGCUUGGCAUUUUGCCUCACUGUAUUUGUGUUAUUGCAGUGCUGUGUCAUAGCUUCCUCUUCAGUGCCUGCUGCUGACGGUCUGGCACCUGGUUUUUAUAAAGUCCUGAUCUCACCUGUGUGCUGUGCCCAGUAGGGCUGCGUAUGGCUACUUAAUACCUUUACAGAAAUAACCUAGUACCAAGUAGUAUCGAAACGUCUUCGGUCAAACGAUACCUGCAUUCAGUCCUUUUUGUGCUGGGUGUCUGAUCCUGGAUUGUCGUCUCCAGAGCGGCUCUCUUCCUGGCAAAUGGUCAGUACAACAUCUGCCCGCUUAGCAUGAGCUAGCACAGCAGCAACAACAGCGAACGUCCAACACUGAGUUGUUAAACAGUUCCAAAAAAAACUCACACUGACACUGGAACCACGUGACUGUUAGGUAAUGUUAGCCAUGUGAUGCAAACAAUUUGCCCAGCAUAAAGCUCUAACUCCUCAUAUAGUGUGGUUUGGUGAGAUGCCACAGAACGUUUAAAAGUAUGGCUAUACCACAAGCCCAUCCUAAAAACGAUACCUUGCCCUCGUGCCCAUGAACGUCCUGAAUGCAGAAAAUAAGACAAUCCAGACAGGUCAGAGACUCUGCAGACAAAUACACCGCCACACACCGAGAGUGGGUCGUACUGUAAGUGGUGCUCGAGAGGGAUUACUUUUCUAAGAGUCUAUAUUUUUUAGGGAAAUCCUGCAGAGCAUACCUUCAACAGAGAAAGCUCACAUUAAUAAACAUUUGCUGCCAGCGAGCCAGAAAUAGCCAAAAGGCUGAAGAACCUGCUGUUCCAUUUCCUGCUGGAGAAACCACCAGCUAGGCACGAGAGCUUUAUCAAGUCUGGGUUAGCCGUAGCUUAAGAGGCAGUUUUACUUUUUCCUUGAUGAACAGACUUCUUGAUAAUAUGACCGCACAUUAAUAAGGCUGUAGCUAAUUCAAGCAUGAUGGAGUAGUGCCUGCUUAACUGGUCUCGCUGAAAAUUAAGUCUACUGUGGAGUUCACAUGAUUUAUUGUGGUCAAACUACUUAUAAAUCCCUGUAUACAUUACAUUUACUGUGUUGGUUUCAAGGUAUUUAUCAACAGAUACUGGGUUGAGAGCUUGAAGAACACGUCUGGUUUGUCUGCACUGAAUUAUUUUCACACAUUUCCUGAACAUGGUCCAAAUACAUAGUGCAGAUUUAAGGUGUUAUGUUUGUUCUGUGCCAAGAAUUUAGAAAUACAUCACCUCUAUCUGUUACACAGUUUCCCAGCCGGCCUGAAUAUGUUAAACCCUUCAGCUUUUCUGUAGGGUGCCCGCAGAUACUUGGUCGUACCGUCUAUGAAAUAUGUACGAAAUGUGAUUUUAAAUGUAUUCCUGGCAGGAGUUUGGUAAACAGACAUGAGGAAAAUUAAAAGAUCUGCAUUUGUUGUCAUACAUGUGCACUGUCACAAGGGCUAUCGCUGUAGAAUCACUGAAAAAGUCAAGAUUGAAAGCUCGUUCUUGACCAUGGAAGCCAACUCAGUCACCAGAGAAAAUGUUGUAUGUUUCUGCAAAACACAGAUGUGUUGUAUUUCUGUUAUUAUGAAGUGGAUACAUCAAAUUUUACGUUUUAACAAUGCUGUGAUUAUAUGGUUCAGUUUAGCCACACAGGUCUGUGGGAAAAGGUCAUGUUUUGGCCUACGAGACCCAGUUCUGGGUGCACAAUCCAAUUUGGAAAUGCAGCAAUGUCUCAACAGCUCUUUGUGUCCCUCUGUCCCGCUGGAAAUAAAAAGCAUCCGCAUUUGGUGCCUGAAAAGCUGCUGGAAACACAGCAAUGAAAAAACAAUCUGUUUUGUUUGUUGGUCUUGAACAGUGGUCUGCAGCUUAGGAGGCAUCCUCGACAUCCCCUCCACCUCCGGAUGACUGAGUCAGCUCAUAUACUGCAUCACGUUAGAAGCGUUUACGAUACAUGUGCAGUGUCGGGAAGGUUAGUUUUGAAAUUUAAUGACAGAUUAAUAGUUACCCUGUUAAAAAUAUAAACGUAAAUUAACUACUUCAUCAAAGUAAUGUAACGUAUUACAUUUGAUUACUUUUAUUAUGUGACUUACUGGGGUUACAUUAACUAACCUAUAGAGGUUUUGUCAGAUUUGAUAUCGAGCAUUUUAAUGUUGACAGCAGUAGUUUCAGAGCCUUUUCUGAUUUCAGAAGGAAAAUAUAGUUAAAUUCUCGCAGUAAAGGAAUUAUGUCUUACAACACGGUAGUCGGCUGGUCAUAGCCAGGCAAUGGCAGACUUAAAGAGGUACUUCACUUAUUUUUAGAGAUGUACUAAUACCACUUUUUCCUUACAGAUACCAAUCCCUGAACCUUAGGUAUCUGCCGAUACCGAGUACCGAUCCAAUACCAGCGUGUGAAAUAAAAAUGGAUGGGAUAUGAACUGUUGUAUGUCUCAACUCCUAAAACUCUCUGUAAAAUAUUAAGAAAUAAAUACAUAAUAGUAGAAUGAAUGCCAUAAAACUUUUUUUUAAAUUGUUGUUAUCCAGUGUUGACACAGAUCAAGACACAGGUUAAAGUGCAGCCACACAUUUUGGUAAAAAAGACAUUUUAAAGGCUACAGUAGAAUGCUUUUUAAACUCCGCUCUGUUUGCGUUUCAUUUGCCUGUAGCGUGCGUAUGUGUAAUGACGUGAGGCAUUACGUGGUAUCGGAUUGGUCAUAGGCUGUACUCGCCGAUACCUGAUACCGCAUUUUAGGCAGUAUCGGAGGCAUUUCUGAUACUGGUAUCGGAGUUGUACCGAUACAGAUACCAGUAUCGGUACAACUCUACUUAUUUUCACCAGCUCUGUGUAAGAACAGUGUGGGUAGUAUGUGACAAUGAACUGUACUAAGCUUCUCUCCAUCUAACCACUGCCCAGGUCUCCCUCCUCGCCCACCGGCGAAACUCUGCCCUCGGGCUGUUGCUCAAACUACAGGCUUUACUUGCAAACACAGAGUAUAGAAGCAGAUCAAGAGCCGACCCGCCCGCCUCGAACUCAAACCAAAAUCUGAUCAAACAGUUAAAAAAGGCAGUACUGGUCGAACAUAUAUAAAGAUUGUGUUACUGCACUGCCUGUUUCUCACCAACAGUGUUUUUAGAAACAUAUUUUAGAGCCGUUUUUAGCUGUAAUAGCGAGGAUUUGUGAACAGGAAGUGGGCACCACACUGUUUCCUGCACAGUGAAAAUGGUGGCUGAAAAAUCUGAGAUCAGAUAGUAAAACUUAGCAGCGCUGAUUAAAUAUAAAUUAAGAUUCUGUAACUAAGUUGCCCAUUUCUCUCCUGAGAUGUUUUCAGAAACAUCUUUUAGCUCACUGUUUAACUGUCAGAGAUCAAGAUCAUUUUUUGCCAGCCGGCUGCUUUUGUUUCAAGCUAACGUGUUCGCAUUUGUUGCUUACGUGGAGGAGCAUUUAUUGGCCUGGUGCGGCGCAUUGCAUUCUGGUAGUUGUAGGUUUUUCUCCCUCUUGAGCAAAAGCUUUCUUUUUCUCUGUUUUCUCUGGUUCUUUAGCGCCAAUGUCAAAAGUAUUUGCGUCUUCUUACUGCAGAGACAUCCUAGUUUUAUUAAGAGGCCAUCUUUCCAGCAGUGAAGUACCUCUUUAAGUUGCUCAGAGCAAUGCUCGUUGAUUUUAUUGCCAGACUGGAGGCAGUGUAAGUUUAGACAAGAGAACUGAUAAAAAUGUGCCCGUCCACACAGAUCCUUGUAAGCCACCCCACCCUUGACGGUGUUGUAUUUAAAUUUGUUUACAGUAGAUUACAGUAACAUUUAUUUUGUAAUUUAGUUACGUAACUGUUGUUAAUAAGUUAUCCCCCAACACUGUGCAAAUGAAACUGAGAAAUGUAAUGUACCUGUGGUUUGUGGAAACAUAGCAACAUUCUCCUCUGGUGACUGGUGUGCUGAAACAAUCACACACUCUUCCUCAGCAGAAUUUAUUUGUCAGUGACUUUUUCAAAAAGUCAUUUUAUUUCAUUGUGACUUUAAAUGCAGCUAUUUCUUUAAGGUGGUGAGAAACUAUUAUUUGUUUUACAUUUUCUCUCUAGAGAUGCCACAUUUCACUGCAGGGGUUCAGGGGUCAGAGGUCAGAGUAAGGUUGGGGUCAGAGUUUAACGGUAGGACUUUUCCGGUGCAACAGACUCACCAGCUGCUGUCAGGGGAAUUGAACCCCCCACCGACCCUGCUGCCCCCACGAUGUCCUAUUUAUAUAACGUUUUCUAUGUAACGGUAUGUGUUAUGUAACUGCUAUGAAAUGUAAUUUCCUGCAAAGUGUUGACAUGUUUGAUCUGUGCUUGAUCUGUUGUGAAAGACGCUCCAUGGACAGAUUUUCUCCUGCAUGAUUCAGUCUGGAUCGAUGUUUCUGUCUCAUGAUGCUACUGAGAGCAACUUACUGACUGUACUUGUUGUCUUAGUAUCCUGACUACUGUUGUGUAACACAGAUGGCUUAUCAUGUUUUCUUACGAGGGCAAUGAGUUCCUGCUCAUGUUAGGAAACCCUCUGGCCAGCCUGUGAUCUCCUCCUGUCGCUGCUGUCGGGACGAAAUGAUGCAAAUCUGCGGAAAGUAAAGUUUCAUAAAGAGCUUAAAACAAAAACAUUUUUAUUUGAAGUUACACAAUCAGAGUUUGAAGAGCCGAAGCAUCAAAGGUCUCAUAUAAGGUGCAAAUGUCUGAAUGAACACUUUAAACAUUCGCAGAUUUGUGUGAUUUUUCCUCAACAGCAGCGCGAUGCUGCUCAGCUGUGGGACUCAGUGCAAUACAGCUUGCUGGUGUUCCCUCAAACCACAAACCAAUCAGUAAAAGCAGAAGAAAAAUCUGAAUGAAAGGGCUUUCACUAUCUUAACUCUGGUUGAGCCGUUUGCUAUUCAGCAUGUGAUCUGAACAAGUUGCUGCAGAUUAUUGUAAAU
Messenger RNA from Epinephelus fuscoguttatus (brown-marbled grouper), 8365 nucleotides. RefSeq names its product probable G-protein coupled receptor 21. Gene Ontology annotation, biological process: G protein-coupled receptor signaling pathway. The transcript has a single exon. NCBI's taxonomy places the organism in Eukaryota, Metazoa, Chordata, Actinopteri, Perciformes, Serranidae. Bases 368 to 1438 code for a protein of 356 amino acids. Gene Ontology annotation, cellular component: membrane. Gene Ontology annotation, molecular function: G protein-coupled receptor activity. The record is from RefSeq and is a predicted model, not a curated record.